This is a messenger RNA of Eublepharis macularius, 7306 nucleotides long. RefSeq names its product zinc finger MYM-type containing 4 (gene ZMYM4). The record is from RefSeq and is a predicted model, not a curated record. Gene Ontology annotation, molecular function: zinc ion binding. Bases 431 to 4918 code for a protein of 1495 amino acids. The transcript has 29 exons. NCBI's taxonomy places the organism in Eukaryota, Metazoa, Chordata, Lepidosauria, Squamata, Eublepharidae.
CUGGUCUUUGCAGCUUUAAGAGGCUCGCGCGGCCUGGAGGGUCUUGGCCGGCCGUCCCCUCCCCCACUCGCGCCUCAUCAUUUUGGGGGGCCCCGCGCCGCCCCCUCAGCGAGGCGCCUCCCACCCACCCCCGGGCGAGUCCGCCCCCUCACAGCGGCUGGACUCCCUGAGGCGCCCCGUGAAGGGGGAGGGGGUUGCAGUGACCACUUUCCUCCCCUAUUUCAGCCAAGUGGGCGAGAGAAAGAGAGGUCUGCCUCUCUCCCACCCCCCUUGAGGCGGCGGGGGGCCCCCAAUAUGGCGGCGGCCAAGGAGGAGGGGCCCGGAGCACGCGCCAGAGUGAGUGGGCGGGACCAAGUGCCAGUUUGAAGACAAAACUGAUGCAGUUUUUGGAAACCUUGGAGAAAAACGUGCUGACCUUGUCCAUACAGAAAUGGCAGAGAAAACUGUCCACAGCCUAACCCCUGCCUUUGACAGCCUGCCCUACAGAAUGCAGAACCGAACAGGCUCCACCAACUCACUGCUGGACAACAGUGAUUUUUUCCUAAACUCGGGGGACCUUACAGGGAUUCCAGUUGUUGGAAGCGAUAACGAGGAUGAGCAGAACUUCACCCCAAAGGAUGGUCUCCCUUCUGCCAUCCGCCCCGAUGAUAGUCGGGGAGACGGGAGGAGGGUUCGGGAUCAUAUUGUGGACAAUGAGAAAGACUUGCAGAUGCAAAACAUGAUCCAGAAGGACCUCUCUUCACCAUUUGACAAAGGACCCCCGAUAUUUAAGCCCAUUCGGAAAGAUUUCAGCAUAGGUAGAGAUGAUGGUAAGGAGGCUUUUUUGUCAAAGGAGAAAACCAGAGAAGGACCUUUUCAAGAGCGGGAUAAGCGCUUGGAGAAAAUGCCGAAGGAAUUGGACUCAAGACUGAAAAGCAGUUUCCUCGAUAAAUCAGUUUCUAAUCAAGUAGAAGAAACGUUACGGACACAGCUAGCACCACAAGCACCAGACACUAAUUUCAGGGAGUCUAGUUACUCAUUUACUAACAAGGAAUCAGUUGGUCAAGACCUCGGGAAUUCCUAUGCGCCGAAUAUCCGAAUUAAGGAAGAGCCUUUGGACAAUGACUAUGACAAGGCAUUGGCGCCUCAGCAGGGGCUGCUAAACAAAAUUAAGGACGAACCAGAGAAUACUGAGGAAUAUGGCCAGCAGCCAAAAACUCAGGAAGGGGAGCUGAAGAUCAGCGCUGUGUUUUCAGUCAGUGGUAGCCCUCUUGCUCCACAGCUGACAUCAGGUUUCCCGCCUAAUGCCCCUCCCUCUGGUAUGAACAAACUGCUUCCUUCGGUCCCAAGCACAGCAGUGCGGGUUUCCUGUUCGGGCUGUAAAAAGAUCCUCCAGAAGGGGCAAACAGCAUAUCAGAGGAAAGGUUCUACUCAGCUCUUCUGUUCCACACUGUGCCUGACUGGAUACACUGUUCCAGCCGCCCGACCACCAGCUUCUACCAAGAAAACCUGUUCCAGCUGCUCAAAAGAGAUUCUCAAUCCAAAGGAUGUGAUCACCGCUCAGUUCGACAAUACAAACUCCAGCAAGGAUUUCUGCAGUCAGUCAUGUCUUUCCAUAUAUGAAUUAAAAAGAAAACCUGUCGUCACCAUCCACACGAACAGCAUUUCCACCAAGUGCAGCAUGUGUCAGAAGAACGCAGUGAUUCGGCAUGAAGUGAACUACCAAAAUGUCGUGCACAAGCUCUGCAGUGACGCCUGCUUCUCCAAGUUUCGCUCAGCGAACAACUUGACCAUGAACUGCUGUGAAAACUGUGGGGGCUACUGUUAUAGCGCCUCAGGGCAGUGCCACAUGCUUCAAAUAGAGGGGCAGUCCAAGAAAUUUUGCAGCUCGACGUGUGUCACUGCAUACAAACAGAAGUCGGCAAAAAUCACUCCCUGUGCAUUGUGUAAAUCUCUGAGGUCUUCAGCUGAGAUGAUUGAAAGCACAAACAAUGUUGGGAAAACAGAGCUGUUUUGCUCUGUGAACUGCCUCUCUGCACACAGAGUCAAAAUGGUCACAUCUUCAGGUGUCCAAGUCCAGUGUAACAGCUGUAAGACCUCAGCCAUCCCUCAGUAUCACCUGGCUAUGUCCGAUGGGAGCAUACGCAACUUUUGCAGUUAUAGCUGUGUGGUAGCUUUCCAGAACUUGUUCAACAAGCCCACAGGAAUGAACUCCUCUGUGGUGCCCUUGUCGCAGGGCCAGGUGAUCGUCAGCAUCCCCUCGGGACCAACGGUUUCAGCAGCGGGCAACACUACCUCAACUGUCUCCCCCAGCUCUGUGAGCAGCUCGGCCGCAGCUGGGCUCCAGAGACUUGCGGCCCAAUCCCAGCAAGUCACCUUUGCCCGUACAGUUGUCAAACUCAAGUGUCAACACUGUAAUCGCCUCUUUGCAACCAAGCCUGAACUGCUUGAUUACAGGGGCAAAAUGUUCCAGUUCUGUGGGAAAACAUGCUGUGAUGAAUACAAGAAGAUAAACAGUGUAAUGUCGAUGUGUGAAUAUUGUAAAAUUGAGAAGAUUAUCAAAGAGACGGUGCGGUUCUCAGGCAUUGACAAGUCGUUCUGUAGUGAGGGCUGCAAGCUGCUGUAUAAGCACGACUUGGCCAAACGUUGGGGGAACCACUGUAAGAUGUGCAGCUAUUGUUUGCAGACGUCGCCCAAGUUGGUUCAGAAUCACUUUGGGGGAAAAGUAGAAGAGUUCUGCUCGGAAGACUGCAUGUCAAAGUUCACAGUUUUGUUCUAUCAAAUGUCAAAAUGCGAUGGCUGCAAAAGGCAGGGUAAGCUCAGCGAGUCCCUGAAAUGGCGAGGGGAAAUCAAGCACUUCUGCAACUUGCUGUGCAUUCUGAUGUUUUGCAAUCAGCAGUGCGCAUCAGACCCACCACCACCGCCUCCGCCGCCGCCGCCGCCACCACCACCACCCUCCCAGAACAAUACAGCAAAUCUUUCCAUGACUCCAACAUCUUCAGCAGGACCUCUUCCCUCUCUCCGAAAGGAUUCUACCCCAGUUAUUGCAAAUGUGGUGUCCCUCGCCAGUGCACCAGCCGCCCAGCCCACAGCAAAUUCCAAUAAUGUUUUGCAAGGUGCCGUUCCUACUGUAACAGCAAAGAUCAUUGGGGAUGCAAGUACCCAGACAGAUGCUCUGAAGCUGCCCCCUUCGCAGCCUCCCCGGCUUCUAAAGAACAAAGCUUUGCUGUGCAAGCCCAUAACGCAGACGAAGGCCACUUCUUGCAAGCCUCAUACACAGCACAAGGAAUGCCAGACAGAGGAGGAGGAGGAAGUUCCACCUAAGGUUCUUAUGGUGCCUGUUCCCGUACCAGUGUUUGUGCCAGUUCCUCUUCAUCUCUUCACCCAGUACACACCAGUUCCACUGGGACUGCCAAUACCCGUCCCAGUUCCCAUGUUCGUCCCCCCUGGUCCUGAGAAUGCUAGCAAGGCAAUAGAAUCCAUUCCAGACGUCAAGGAAAAGAACUCGGGCAACUCCUUUGAUGCAGAUCUCCUCCAGAUGGCAGAAAUGAUAGCAGAAGACGAGAAGGAUAAGGAACACUCUCAGGGAGGCUCCCAAACCUCUGACCAUGAGCUCUUCUUGGAUCCCAAGAUAUUCGAGAAAGACCAAGGCAGCACAUACAGCGGUGAUCUGGAAUCCGAAGCCGUGUCAACUCCUCACAGCUGGGAAGAUGAGCUGAACCACUAUGCCUUACGCUCAAAUGCCAUGCCGGAGCCAGAUCCGGAACCAAGGCAGUUUUCCAAAGGGGAGCUGGAGCAAGACUUGGAGGCUGACUUCCCUUCAGACUCCUUUGACCCAAUCAGCAGAGGGCUAGGACUUCAUUCGCGAGCACGAGCAAGGCGGAGACACAGAGAUGGUUUCCCACAACCAAAAAGAAGGGGGAGGAAGAAGUCCAUAGUAUCAGUGGAGCCCCGGAUGCUGGUGCAGAGUUCUUACCCUGGCUGUUCUGUUUCCGGGAUGAGUCUCAAGUACAUGUACGGGGUGAAUGCCUGGAAGAACUGGGUCCAGUGGAAAAACUCACAGGAAGACCAAGGAGAUCUGAAAUUCGGAGUUCGACCUGUGAAACUCAAAGAAGACAUCCUCUCCUGUUCUUUUGCGGAGCUGAGUUUUGGCUUGUGCCAGUUUAUCCAGGAGGUGCGGCGACCAAAUGGCGAAAAGUAUGAUCCCGACAGCAUUUUAUAUCUGUGCCUUGGAAUUCAGCAGUACCUGUUUGAAAAUGGUAGAAUAGACAACAUUUUUACCGAGCCCUACUCCAGGUUCAUGAUCGAACUCACAAAACUCUUAAAAAUCUGGGAGCCUACAAUACUUCCAAGUGGUUACAUGUUCUCAAGAAUCGAAGAGGAGCAUUUAUGGGAGUGCAAGCAGCUGGGUGCCUACUCUCCCAUCGUUCUCCUGAACACGCUUCUUUUCUUCAACACCAAAUAUUUCCAGCUUAAGAACGUCAGCGAGCAUAUGAAGCUAUCCUUUGCGCAUGUCAUGCGGCGCACCCGGACUCUGAAGUACAAUACCAAGCUGACUUACUUACGCUUCUUUCCUCCUUUCAAAAAGCAAGAAGUAGAAUCAGAUAAAUUAGUAGGCAAAAGAAAACGUCACGAGGGCGAGGAGGUCCCAAUUGCAGUGGAGAUGAUCGAGAACACGGACAACCCCUUGAGAUGUCCAGUCCGGCUGUAUGAAUUUUACUUGUCAAAGUGUUCCGAAAGCGUGAAGCAGAGAAGUGACGUCUUUUACCUCCAGCCAGAGCGUUCGUGCGUCCCCAAUAGCCCCAUGUGGUACUCCACUAUGCCAAUAGACCCCGGGACUUUGGACAUCAUGUUGACGCGCAUCCUUAUGGUCAGGGAGGUACAUGAAGAGCUUGCCAAAGUCAAACCGGAGGACUCUGAUCCUGAACUCUCAGACUAAAGAUGGGAGGAGGAGGUUGUGUUCUCUUUUUUUGUGGUUUUUAUUUUUUUCCUUACCCUUUCCAAUAACACCUUGUGAAAGCACCAAACUGUGAAGCCAUUGGGAAAUACUCUCUGUCGUGCCGAGGAACUUACCAGGAACUUCUCAGCAGGUGCCGUGUGAGCCAUAAUGGAGUGCAAACUAGAAUCUCAAAGGACAGAAAAACAGCAGAAAGGCGCAAGAAACCGAAGUCUACAUGGCUGGAGAUCAGUCCUGAAAAACACACUCUUUUAAGAUGAACAUCAUACCUGCCCCUCCCUCCUAAGUGGUGCUUGUUUUGGGAUAAAAACCGAUUAUGGAUUUUUUUUCCUUAAAAGGAAACCUGUUGUGUAUAUCAUUAUCCCCUGUAACCAUGGAAGCAAAGAGAGCUAGAGUCAGUCUGGGCUGGUGGUGUGACCUGGCCGCCACAGACACAUCUGUGGGGUUUAUGGACACUUCUUCCAUACGGUGCAAGGCAAAACUAGUAAGGUGUAAACCAGUGGAAACGCUGCUGUAACACAAACACACACACAUACACACACCAAUUCCCUUCCUUCUUUUUAUUAUUAUUUUUUAACUUGGAUCUGAUGUUUAGUAAGGCUGAUUCAGCCAAAAGCUAGAAGGAAGGAGCAUAAGGAUUCUGUUGUCAGAGGGGAGAACUUGGCGGGGAUACCACAACAUUCCCAUGCUUUUCAAACUACGGCUCCAUUGGGCCUUUCACUGGGCAGCUGCUGAGCACUGACCUGAUUAUUUUAUUAGAAGAUGAGUAAUUCCAGAGUGUAAACACAUAGUUUGCCCCCCAAAUCCCUCCUCUAUCCAUCUUUUCUGCCUGCUGUCAAAUGCCAACGUGCACAGAAACGUAGCUUUGAGGUGUCCUUUUUUUCACUGGCAGCUUAACUUCCUCCUCUAUCCUGUCUGGAAUUCUUUUUAAAAUAUCUAUAUACUACUAUUCUGGAUGGAAAGACCCUUCUGGCUUUUGUCAAAAUUAAUUUUUAAUUCUCUGUCUCUCUCUCUGUCUCUCUCUCUCUCUCUCUUUUUAAAAAGUAUAUUCUCCCUCCCAUUUACCCUCCUCAUGCUGUUUGCUCUCCAAAGACACAGAAAAAAUAAUAUCCAGACCUGAAAGAAAAUUUUCAGUGGCGUGGCUGUUACCAUCCCAUCCCCCUCCCCAGGUGGAAAUCCCUUCUCAUCCUUCAUCAGGUUAGAUGCAUUUCACCAUGUCCUCAAAUACAAAUUUGGGUUUUUUUAUGUCUCACUGGUAACUUGUAAGUUCAGACUAUUUUUAAAAGCAGAAAACUGUAUAUACUGGCAGUUUUGUCCAAGUUUCAAAUUUCUAAAAUAAGAGUUCUGUUUUUUCUUAAACAAAACAAAAAAACCCUCUGGCUGAAAAAUCUCAACAGCUUUGAACAAAACCUCCUUUUGUGUGCAUGUAUGCGUGCGUGCGUGCGUGCGUGUGCGCACGUUUGAGGUUUUCUUUUUAGCCGUAACAAAGGUUAACAAUAGAAGCAGAACAUUUAGAGUCUCUCUUGCCAUUGUGUCCUCGGUAGUACUGUUCCUGCCUGUAAUGAAAUUCUAAUGUAUUUUUUAAAUACAGAAAAUUGUGUGAAAUAAGUUUUGUUUUUGUAACCCCAUCCCUGUUCUUGAUUUCUGUACAAUCUUUGUCUCUUUCCUUUAUCAGUAAUUUCUGAACAAAGAUCCCCUCUUUAAUUUUAUAUCCUGAUGUUUAAAAAAUUGGAAAAAAAGAGGAGGAAAGGUUGAAACUGGCCAUAAACUUUGCAGCAAACUUCCUAGAUUUUGAAGUCCAUGAAUUUUUUCCUAAGUGUUUUAAAAUACUAAUAUCCCCCCCCCCAACGCCCUCUCUCCUCCCCAUUGUAGCUGUAUGAAUAUGUAGCUAAAUAGCAAACACACUGUUAACUGGUUUUUGACAGCAAAUAUGGUUUUCUUGACGUUUAAAAGAACUGAAGUCCCUCACAAUUUUUUUUCUUUAAAAAACCCCCAACUUUUAAAAAAUGACAACAGAUACAAUCCGUUUAUUUGUACGGCUAUUAAAAAAAACAAAAAAAGAAAAUUUUUUAAAAAGUGGUGUCUUGGUUGCAUGUAAGUUUGCCCAGAGUCCUUAUACUAAUCUGUAAUGGAGAAAGCCCACAGUAGGUGGGGAAUUCCUCAGAAGUGCAGCUAUUUAUGUCUGUCAGAUUGUUUCUUUAUUUUUUUUCUUAGAAAUUGUGUGAAUUAAUUUUUUUUCUUCAGGGAAUUAAUAAGCAAGGGAAAUAUCCAAACCAUCUUGUUGAAUUCUUAAAUGAAAAACUUUUCGUGGGUUUUCCCUUGAUAGAAGUUAACAGACAGAUUCCCGUAGAAUAAAGCAGUAUAUUUGUA